GCUCAUUAUUAGUGUGUGUCGCGCGCCCCUCCGCUCCGAGCUUACCAAAGUGAUUCCUUCCCCUCCCACUCCGCUUUGCUUCGCUUUGGGUAGGUUAAAAGGGAGAGGGCUAAAUUUUGAUUGACGGGACGGGCAGCCUAUAGCAAAACGACGUGCGUAAUAGUUUGUUUCCACUUGUAAUCGGUGGCCAAUGAGGAUCGGCAGAGCGUCAUCCUCCCGGCGGGGAGGUGGGAACUUGUUGCCAGGGGCGGGUUUUUUUUACCCGAUGGGGUGGUGGGCUAACUAGAAGGAUGAUUGACGUCAGGCGCCUUCCAAUGGUCAUGCCCAACUGGGCGUGUCGGUCGAAGGGGCGGGCGGUGGCGAGACUGAUUGACGGGGCGCGCGUGCCAAUGAACUUCGCGGCGCGCCUGACACUUGUGAAGACCUGGACACUUGAAUUACCCUGAAAGAUGAAUUGAAUUAUGAAGAUUUCUUCCAGCUGGUAUAAUGAAGUGAUUUCAACUCUCCGUGUUGGUUAAAUAAGGAAUUAUUAUAAACCUGUGAAUCACUCCUGGUUUCUCAAGGAUGGAUAUUUGAAUUCUUGUGCAGAGAACGCAGAGCAGUCAAUUAAUCUUUUGGUGAAUACUUCUUGGAAGGCUCACAAAAACAAUUAGGGCAGAACUCUAUGGGUAACCCUUGGCCACAGGAAAUUAUUGGUCAACCAUGGUAAAACUUGCCAACCCUCUUUAUACGGAGUGGAUUCUUGAAGCUAUACAAAAAGUUAAAAGGCAAAAGCAGCGGCCAUCCGAAGAGAGAAUUUGUCAUGCUGUGUGUGCGUCCCACGGUUUAGAUAAGAAGACAAUUUCUGAACAGCUGGAAUUAAGCGUCCAAGAUGGUUCUGUGCUCAAAGUCACCAACAAAGGCCUUGCGUCCUACAAAGACCCAGAUAAUCCGGGGCGUUUUUCAUCUAUUAAACCUUGCGAACUACCCAAACCCACUAAAGGGUCCAGAGGAUCUUGUAACGAACUUCGGAACGUGGAUUGGAAUAAACUCCUGCGGAGAGGAAUCGAGGGGCUUCAGGAACCAAAUGGCUCUUCCCUCAGAAACAUAGAAAAAUAUCUGAGAAGUCAACAUGACCUCUCGAGUAUUUUCAACAACCCCGUGUUUCAGCGGAGAUUACGACUGGGGGCCAAACGAGCUGUCAAUAAUGGGAGAUUAUUGAAAGAUGGCCCUCAUUAUAGGGUGAACUAUGGUGGUCUGGAAGGCAAAGGAACAUCGAAAUACUGUCCUUUUCCAGCAUCUCUCCCACCUGUCAGUCUUUUGCCUCAUGAGAAAGACCAACCACGAGCUGAUCCCAUUCCAAUAUGUAGUUUCUGUUUGGGGACAAAAGAAUCAAACCGUGAGAAAAAACCAGAAGAGCUCCUCUCCUGUGCUGAUUGCGGCAGUAGUGGGCAUCCAUCGUGUUUGAAAUUUUGUCUGGAGUUGACGACAAAUGUGAAGGCAUUAAGAUGGCAGUGCAUUGAAUGCAAGACAUGCAGUGCCUGUAGAAUCCAAGGCAAAAAUGCGGAUAAUAUGCUUUUCUGCGAUUCUUGCGACAGAGGAUUCCACAUGGAAUGCUGCGACCCGCCUCUUUCCCGAAUGCCAAAAGGUAUGUGGAUUUGCCAGGUCUGCAGACCAAAGAAAAAAGGAAGAAAGUUACUUCACGAGAAGGCCACACAGAUAAGGCGGCGAUAUACAAAACCUAUUGGACGACCAAAAAACAAACUAAAGCAACGAAUGUUGUCUGUAACCAGUGAUGAAGGAUCCAUGAGUGCAUUCACAGGAAGGGGGUCACCUGGUAGGGGUCAAAAGACUAAAGUCUGUACCACACCUUCAUCUGGUCAUGCUGCAUCUGUGAAGGAUUCAAGCAGCAGAUUGGCUGUUACAGACCCCACCCGGCCUGGUGCCGUCACCAAAAUCACCACCACCACCAAAAUCACCACCUCCACCUACAUACCUGCCUCUACACUUAACGUUAACAAGAAAACCAAAGGGCUCAUUGACGGCCUUACUAAGUUUUUCACACCGUCACCCGAUGGUCGCAGAUCACGAGGUGAAAUAAUAGACUUUUCAAAGCAUUAUCGUCCAAGGAAAAUGGCCUCUCAGAAACAGUCAUGUGCUUCUCAUGUGUUGGCUACAGGUACCACACAAAAGCUAAAACCUUCUUCACUUCCACCCCCAACCCCCAUCUCUGGUCAGAGCCCCAGUUCACAAAAAUCCGGCACGUCCGUCUCUUCUAACUCUCCCCAAAGCUCCUCCAGUCAGUCAAGCGCACCUUCCUUUAGCAGCCUUCCCAGUAACAGUCAGCUAAAGGGACUUUUCGACGGACUUUCUCAUAUUUAUACCACUCAGGGACAGUCUCGAAAAAAGGGACACCCGAGUUAUGCACCACCCAAGCGUUUGCGGCGCAAAGCAGUGUUCUCUUCCGCCUCCAAGUCUAACGCUGCUUUCUAUGGAAGGAAAGAUGUUAGAAGUAGGUUUCUCUCUCAUUCCUCCGCCUCUGGAUGGGGUAUGUCUAGAGGACGCUCUUUUAAAGCCAUUGCUCACUUCAAGCAAACAACUUUCCUUAAAAAGCGCAGGAUUCUAGGCAGAUUAAAGUAUAAAGUGACCCCUCAGAUGGGGACCCCCUCACCAGGGAAGGGGAGCUUGGCAGACGGAAGGAUUAAACGUGAUCUGGAUGAUGGUACUGAAAUCAAAAUAAGCAUCAAACAAGAAAACACAGAUUUAUUUCUGGUGGGAACCAAGGACAUUGUUACCGAAGAAGAUCUGGAAAUAUUUAAGCAAGCUCGAGAACUUGCCAUGGAGAAGAUCGGAUGUAUCAAUGGUGGUGAAACAAACGGCCGGUACCCUUCGGUGAUAGAAUUUGGAAAAUAUGAAAUCCAGACCUGGUACUCGUCACCUUACCCGCAGGAGUAUGCAAAACUGUCAAAGCUUUUCCUCUGUGAGUUCUGUCUUAAAUAUAUGAAAAGUAAAAAUAUUUUGCUAAGACACUCAAAGAAGUGUGGCUGGUUCCAUCCUCCAGCCAGUGAAAUCUACAGAAGGAGAGACCUCUCAGUUUUUGAGGUUGAUGGGAACAUGAGCAAAAUUUAUUGCCAAAACCUUUGCCUGCUUGCAAAGCUCUUUCUGGACCACAAAACUUUAUAUUACGAUGUUGAGCCAUUCCUUUUCUACGUUCUCACAAAGAAUGAUGCGAAAGGGUGCCACUUAGUUGGAUACUUCUCAAAGGUAAAAAUCUGA
Messenger RNA from Sphaerodactylus townsendi, 3255 nucleotides. It is a transcript of the gene KAT6B, whose product is annotated as lysine acetyltransferase 6B. Lineage: Eukaryota; Metazoa; Chordata; Lepidosauria; Squamata; Sphaerodactylidae. The record is from RefSeq and is a predicted model, not a curated record. Gene Ontology annotation, biological process: regulation of DNA-templated transcription; nucleosome assembly. Gene Ontology annotation, molecular function: histone acetyltransferase activity; DNA binding. Gene Ontology annotation, cellular component: MOZ/MORF histone acetyltransferase complex; nucleosome. The transcript is spliced from 11 exons. Bases 703 to 3255 code for a protein of 850 amino acids.